UUUGAUCAGAAUUAUCUAUGACACAUUACAGACAGUUGUAACUACUUCUAGAGUGCUCUAUUGCACCAAUCAUUAAAAAGCCAUCUUAAUAUUAAACUACAGAACAAUGCAAUUAACCCAAUGACUAUUGUUCAGCCUCAAGCAAUAACCUGGAGAUGUGUCCCCACUCAAGGGAGGAAUACCGAUGCACUCUAGUAGAAGGUCUGUGCAGAAAAACCCUGCAGUUAAGGUACGAAACUGCAAUUUCACAAAAUAAAAUUAUUGACUCUAAUGCAUUACAAGCUGGGACAGCUCAAUCAGCUCAGCAACUUAUUAGAAACUUACCAAUUACUUACUAGUCACUUACCAGUACCACCACUUCCUUUUUUUUACAACCAGAACUAAGUUAGAACGUCCUGACAACUGCAAUUAUCAGUCAGGAUACAAUACUUUAAAAAUCUUAAAACUAUUUCACUUUAGAGGAGUGCAGUGAAAUUGAUUUUAGCAUUCUUCAUAACAAAAAACUCUCUUAGGUCCUCUGCUCAACAACACAAAAACAUUUAAAAUAAAAAAGUAAAGCCCAAGCUACUAUGAUGCAACUGAUGCAGAGCGUCCCAUUCAGGGCAAGAAGGGAAAUUGAGUGAAAUGCAAGAGGAAAAUGAGAUGACCCCACACAGAAAGCAAAACCACAAAAAACCCACAAUAUCACAGCAACAAAACGAUGAGGCACUAAUGCAGGGUUUCACUCCAGGACAAGCAAGGGACAAAUGACCGCCUACACAGACAAAAAGAGAAUUAAAAACAACAUCCAAAGCCAUGGACACCCCAACAACAUACUACCCCAAAACCACAAAAGCCACAAGCGAAGCCUGGAAACCAGGAAGGGAAACUCCACACAAUUGGAAAGUGAUGAAGGGAAAGCUGCCUUGCAUACAAAGCCGCUCACCAGGCAGCACCCCGAGCACAGCCGCCACCAGCACCAGCAGCACCGGCACACCUCACCAGGCUCCUCCUGCCCUGCAGCACCCGACAGCAGCCACAGGCCCAGCAUGGCUGCGCCCACAGCCACACAGCCACGCCUGCCGCACGCCGCCCCGCCGCUCCUGCUCCUCCUCACCGCUCUCGCCACAUCCCUGGCCUGCCAACACCUCUGGACACACGAGGACGCCUUCCCCGGCGACGCGCUCCGCCUCCUGCAGGACAUGGCUGCCAGCCACACGCAGCCCUGCCACCUCCAAGAGCGGCCCUUCUUCCCCGACGCCCUCCUCCACAACAACCUGCACCCGCACCAAGCCGCCGCCACCGCCCUACGCAUCCUCCAGCACCUCUUCCACACCCUCAGCUCCAACAGCACCCGCCAGCACUGGCCCAGCCAGCCUCGCAACCACCUCCUCAACCAACUGCAGCACCACAUCCACCACCUCGAGCAAUGCCUCCCCGACAACGGCACGCUCCUCAGAGGACCGCGCAACCCGCUGCUCGCCAUCAACAAGUACUUCAGGGACAUCCACCUCUUCCUCCACGCCCACAACCACAGCGCCUGCGCCUGGGACCACGUCCGCCUCGAAGCUCGCGCCGCUCUACAGCACCUCCACAACCUCACUCGCACCAUGCGCCGCUAGCCCAAACACCCACGCGCCCACCCACGCCUACGCCCCAAACCCACCUCCAACCCCACGCCUCCUCCCACCUGCCACCAGAGACGGCGCUGACGCUACCGCACGCCACCCGCAGCCUUCAACCACUGCGUCUCCAUCGAUUCAGCCCCUCCCACCCAUACGGAAAAAAGGACUUUUCUCCGCUAUUUAUUUUUUUAUUUAUUUGUAUAUUUAUUCAACUAUUUAUUUUUCUACUUUUUUAUUUAUUUACGCCACUGAAAAUAAAGACCCAUGACAAAACACUUGCCAAUGCCUUUCCUCUGCCUAGCACUGCAACCACUCUUGGGGCCAGGGGAAAGCCAUCUCCACUCAACGCCUACUCCAAGCCCUGCUCCAAACAGCCCCUCUCCACUCCUCUCAAUGGCACCUGCCCAAGCAGGGUCCUGCAGCAGCCCCUGGGCAAAAACACUCCCAGCCUUUGGCCAACACCACAGAAUCACCACAAGA
Molecule: messenger RNA, 2084 nt
Organism: Motacilla alba alba
Lineage: Eukaryota; Metazoa; Chordata; Aves; Passeriformes; Motacillidae
Product: interferon-like
Exons: 1
Coding region: 747-1601 (284 amino acids)
Biological process (GO): positive regulation of peptidyl-serine phosphorylation of STAT protein; defense response; response to exogenous dsRNA
Cellular component (GO): extracellular region
Molecular function (GO): cytokine activity; type I interferon receptor binding
Source: RefSeq, a predicted model, not a curated record